Molecule: messenger RNA, 3948 nt
Organism: Lachnellula hyalina
Lineage: Eukaryota; Fungi; Ascomycota; Leotiomycetes; Helotiales; Lachnaceae
Gene: SPF1
Product: Manganese-transporting ATPase
Exons: 4
Coding region: 1-3948 (1315 amino acids)
Biological process (GO): intracellular calcium ion homeostasis
Cellular component (GO): endoplasmic reticulum membrane
Molecular function (GO): P-type ion transporter activity; ATP hydrolysis activity; ATP binding
Source: RefSeq, a predicted model, not a curated record
AUGGCUCCUCUGGUGGAUAACCCGUUGAUCGCAUCUGCGACUCUACAUAAUCCUUUACCACUUCAACUACAUGCCUAUGUGUGGCCUUUUGUUAUCAUCUGGCCAAUAUUUCUACGUUAUUAUCUCUCCGAGGACCUCUAUAACACGCAUAUUGGUGGACAAGAGUGGACUUUUGUCUGGUGCGGAACCAUCAUCACUCUGCAAAGCUUAGUUUGGCUGAGCACGAACUGGAAUAUCAACCUUAAAGCCCUCUUCACAACGAAAUCCGCGAAAUCCGUCCAGGAUGCACAGUUAAUUAAGCUUCUGCCCGCUGUCAAUGCGGGUUCUGCAGAUAUCUGCAAGAUUGAGAGAGACAAUGCUGGGGGCAAAACCAAUAUCUCCUUCCUCUUUCAAAAGCGUCGAUUCCUUUACGACCCGGUCACGAACUCUUUCGCACCUUUGAUAUACCCCCUCGAUGCCGAACCAAAGCCUUACAUACGAGAAUUUCAACAUUCGAGAGGUAUAUCGUCUGCUUCUGAGCUCUCUAGAAUCCAGCACCAUUAUGGGGACAACACCUUCGAUAUUCCCGUCCCAACCUUUGUCGAAUUGUUCAAGGAGCAUGCGGUCGCCCCAUUCUUCGUCUUCCAGAUAUUCUGUGUUGGAUUGUGGAUGUUGGAUGACUACUGGUACUUUUCGCUGUUCACCCUCCUCAUGCUUGUCGGAUUCGAGAGCACUGUUGUUUGGCAACGUCAAAGAACCUUGAAUGAAUUCCGCGGAAUGAGCAUCAAGCCAUACGACAUCUAUGUGUAUAGACAAAAUAAAUGGUUGGAAACUCAGAGCGACAAACUUCUCCCCGGGGAUUUGGUUUCUGUUGGCCGUACCAAGGAAGACAGUGGAGUUGCCUGCGAUAUGGUUUUGGUCGAAGGAAGUGCUAUUGUGAACGAGGCUAUGUUAUCAGGAGAAAGUACCCCACUCUUGAAGGAUUCCGUCCAGCUCAGACCCGGCGAUGCCCUGCUUGAGCCUGAAGGACUAGACAAGAAUGCAUUCCUAUACGGCGGCACCAAGGUGCUACAAAUCACUCAUGGAAACACUGACGAGGAAAGGCCCAAGGUUGCCUCAGGCGUUCCAUUCCCUCCAGAUAAUGGCGCUAUGGCUAUCGUUGUAAAGACUGGUUUUGAGACUUCUCAGGGAAGCUUAGUUCGCACCAUGAUCUACUCCACUGAGCGUGUUUCCGCCAACAACGCAGAAGCCUUACUUUUCAUCUUGUUCCUGUUGAUUUUCGCAAUCGCAGCCUCUUGGUAUGUCUGGGACGAUGGUGUGAAGAAGGACAGGAAGCGGUCCAAGCUUCUCCUUGAUUGUGUCUUGAUUGUCACUAGUGUUGUGCCUCCAGAACUUCCUAUGGAGCUUAGUCUCGCCGUGAACACCAGUCUUGCAGCUCUCAGCCGCUACGCCAUCUACUGUACCGAACCUUUCCGUAUCCCUUUCGCUGGACGAGUCGACGUUGCUUGUUUCGACAAGACUGGAACUUUGACUGGAGAGGAUUUAGUCGUGGAGGGAAUUGCUGGUCUUGGCCUUGGUCACUCCGGUACUGACACCCCUCGCGAAAAUGGUGGUGCCCAUAGUAAUAUCACUACUGUCCAUGAAGCUGGUCUAGAAACGACCCUUGUUCUCGCUACUGCUCACGCUCUUGUAAAAUUGGAUGAGGGCGAGAUCGUCGGGGAUCCUAUGGAGAAAGCUACUUUGACGUCUCUGGGCUGGACUCUCGGAAAGAACGAUAUUCUUACGAGCCGGAGCAUGACGGCAAUGAAAGGCAUGUCAUUUGCCACUUCUUCCAACAGCGUCCAAAUUAAGCGCAGAUUCCAAUUCUCUUCGGCCUUGAAGCGUCAAAGCUCCGUGGCAACCGUCACGGUACUGAACCCACAGUCCGGAAAGAAAGUUAGAAAUACCUUCGUCGGUGUCAAAGGCGCUCCUGAAACCAUCAUGAAAAUGCUGGUUAAGGUUCCCGCAGACUAUGAAGAGACAUUCAAAUACUUUACAAGAAAAGGGUCUCGUGUCCUUGCUCUGGCUUACAAGCAUCUUUCCACCGAUUCAGAACUUGGCUCUGGUAAGAUCAACGAGCUCAAACGAGAAAAUGUUGAGGCGGAGUUACAUUUUGCUGGCUUCUUGGUUUUGCACUGUCCUCUAAAGGACGAUGCUAAGUCAUCGGUACGAAUGCUUAAUGAGAGCAGUCACCGUGUGGUCAUGAUUACUGGAGACAAUCCUCUGACAGCUUGCCAUGUCGCCCACGAAGUCGAAAUUGUCGACAGAGACGUUUUGAUCUUAGAUGCUCCAGAGAACGAUGAUUCAGGAGAAAAUCUUGUUUGGAGAAGCGUUGAUGACCAAAUCAGCAUCCCUGUGGAUCCAACUAAGCCUAUCGACCCUAAAAUCAUUCAAUCUAACGACCUCUGUGUUACAGGGUAUGCUCUCGCAAAGUUCAAGGGACAAGUCGCUUUGUCAUCUAUCUAUCGUUAUACCUGGGUAUAUGCCCGUGUAUCGCCGAAACAAAAGGAAGAAAUCUUGAUGGGUCUCAAGGACCUCGGCUACUAUACACUUAUGGCAGGCGAUGGCACAAACGAUGUUGGUGCUCUUAAGCAAGCCCAUAUUGGUGUGGCAUUGCUUAAUGGUUCUCAAGAUGACCUCAACAAAAUCGCCGAACAUUGGAGAAAUACCAAGAUGAAGGAUUUGUAUGAGAAGCAACGUUCCAUGAUGAAGCGCUUCAACCAGCCAGAUCCUCCUGUCCCUGUUGCUAUCGCCCAUCUAUACCCUCCAGGACCAUCAAAUCCCCAUCACGCGGCUGCCAUGCAACGUGAGCUGGAGAGGAAAGGAAAUGCGCAAGCUCUCACCGAGACCGCCGUGGGAGAUAAAUCGAACGGUGUUGAAACUAUCACCUCUCCCGGAGCGCAAGCAAUUCUAGAUGGCAAAAAGAAGGACAAAACCCCGUCUCCAGCGCAGCAAAAGGCUCUUAAUUUGACCGAAAAAUUCACACAAAGCAUGAUGGAAGACCUUGACGAGGAUGAACCACCCACUAUCAAGCUCGGUGAUGCUUCAGUCGCUGCGCCUUUCACCAGUAAGCUGAGCAACGUUAUCGCCAUUCCAAACAUCAUCCGCCAAGGACGAUGUACACUUGUAGCAACGAUCCAGAUGUACAAAAUCCUCGCGCUCAACUGUCUCAUCAGUGCAUACAGUCUUAGUGUGCUUUACCUUGAAGGAAUCAAGUUUGGAGAUGGCCAAGUUACGAUCAGCGGAAUGCUUAUGAGUGUUUGCUUCUUGUCUAUUUCAAGAGCCAAGUCUGUCGAUGGUCUCUCCAAGGAACGCCCCCAACCAAACAUCUUCAACUUUUACAUCAUUGGAUCUAUUCUUGGUCAAUUUGCCGUUCACAUUGUUACAUUGAUUUAUAUCGCUCGCUUCUGCGAACGCCUUGCUCCACGUUCCGAAGCGGUCGAUCUCGAAGGGGAAUUUGCCCCUUCCCUAUUGAACAGUGCCGUCUAUCUCUUGCAACUCAUCCAGCAAAUCUCAACCUUUGCUAUCAAUUACCAAGGCAGGCCAUUCAGGGAAUCUCUGUCAGAAAACCGAGGCAUGUACUGGGGUAUCCUAGGUGUCACAGGCAUCGCAUUCUCCUGCUCCACUGAAUUUAUCCCUGAACUCAACGAGAAGAUGCGCCUCGUGCCUUUCUCGUCAGACUUCAAGUGGACCAUGACUGCCACUAUGAUUGUCGACUACCUCGGGUGCUUCGUGAUUGAGAAGGUCUUGAAGUUCCUCUUCAGUGACUACAGGCCGAAGGAUAUUGCGAUUAGGAGACCAGAUCAGCUGGCAAGGGAGCAGAAGAGAAUUGCGGAUGCAGAAGCUGAGGUUUACCGCUUAGAGGAGGAGAAGGCAGCGAAGGUUAUUGAGGAGUUAGAAGCGAAGCUCGCGGCGAGGGGACGGGCAUAA